UAUACGCUUUUACUUCAAGAAACUUUACUCUAACCAUGGAUCAAGAUACUCCUCGGCAAACUGGACACGCGGCUAAUCGUGGUAGAACAUCUUCGUUCAGUAGUCGGUCCGAUGAAAGUGUCAAGAAAGUCAGCAUCGGGGGAGCUACCUCGCUCGCCGCUACUCGCCGUAUCUCAAUUGCUUCACAUCACAGCUCACACAUGCAAACGUCUCUCAAGAAAAUCCGAAUGAACGAGGAAGCAGCUUCUUCUGAUGCUCGUAGAAGAAACGUCAAGUACGAGAAUACCUAUCGUCUCGAACCGAAGGUGAAGUUCCCCGUUAUAAAAGUCCGUAAGAUUAUCAAGGAUGUUUUGUCCACGCUCAACGGCCAUACCUACGACCCUAAGGAAUCCAGCUUUGUCUCCAAGUUACUGAGUAAAAGAAUCCUUGAUGAAGUUCGACUGCUGAAUAUUGAGCGAUAUAAGCUUGUGUGUCUGAUGUCGAUUGGUUCCAAGUCUAGGCAAGGGUUAAGGAUUGCAAGUCGAUGUUUGUGGAAUACUGAAAACGAUACGUUUGUGUCAGAAACUUUGGAUACACAGUCGUUCUACGCUAUUGCUACAGUCUAUGCUACGUAUUAUGAGUAAGAUUGUACUUAAACGACCAAAAUACUGCUUAAUUAAAACCUAAAGAAUUGCCGGUCUAAAAUAAUGAAGAAGAGAACGAAAGAGAAAGAGUUUUUUUUCAGAAAAAGGUGAAAAUCUUUUCAGCUUUACUAUGUUUUCUAUUAUUUUUAUUGUUAUUUAAGUAAAACUUUUGUUAUUAGUUUAAGGCUAAUUUGAUAGCUUUGGGUAAAUAAAACAUUGUAUAGUCAAA
Molecule: messenger RNA, 852 nt
Organism: Actinia tenebrosa (Australian red waratah sea anemone)
Lineage: Eukaryota; Metazoa; Cnidaria; Anthozoa; Actiniaria; Actiniidae
Product: dynein light chain Tctex-type 5-like
Biological process (GO): microtubule-based movement
Cellular component (GO): cytoplasm; cytoplasmic dynein complex
Molecular function (GO): dynein intermediate chain binding
Source: RefSeq, a predicted model, not a curated record